AAUCCCCAAACCGUCUAACUUUAUGUUGAUGCUAUAAUAAACAAAACAAACUGGGACUUAUAUUUUGAUCAAAAUUCAAAAUGCAAUUGUAAUCGGAAGCUAUAAUAAUAGUAUAGUAAUAAAUAAUAAUUUUAGCAGAAGCAGAUCAUUUGUUGUCUGAGUCAAACUGAUCAAAGUCGUUAGUGUUUCGGGUCAGUCUACGGGUCCGGGUCAUAUGGCCUUUGAGCUAGCCCAUGUCAAGUCCAGAUUAGUCAAAACUCAAUCUUCUGAAGGAGAUAUUGAAGAAAAUGCUCUGCUCAAGAGCUCAUCAAGAUCUUCUGGUACGGUUUUUCCAUAUGUUGGUGUUGCUACAUUGGGUGCUAUAUUGUUUGGAUAUCAUUUAGGUGUUGUGAAUGGUGCAUUGGAGUACCUUGCAAAGGAUCUUGGUAUUGUGGAAAACACUGUUUUACAAGGAUGGAUUGUUAGCACACUCCUUGCUGGUGCUACUCUUGGUUCGUUUACGGGGGGUUCACUAGCUGAUCGUUUUGGAAGAACCAAAACUUUUAUGUUGGAUGCUAUCCCACUUACAAUUGGAGCAAUUCUUUGUGCCAGAGCACAAAAUGUAGAAACCAUGAUAAUAGGCCGCUUCCUUUCUGGCAUUGGUAUUGGCAUAUCAUCUGCGAUUGUUCCUCUCUAUAUAUCUGAGAUCUCACCAACUGAAAUCCGAGGUACACUUGGAUCUAUAAAUCAGCUGUUUAUCUGCAUUGGAAUUCUUGUAGCUUUAGUAGCUGGAUUACCGUUAUCCACAAAUCCUCUAUGGUGGAGAACAAUGUUCGGCGUUGCUGUUAUUCCCUCGGUUUUAUUGGCACUUGGAAUGGCAUUUUCUCCUGAGAGUCCUCGUUGGCUUGUUCAGCAACGGAAAACGUCUCAAGCUGAGCAUGCAAUUGAGAAACUAUAUGGAAAGAACAGGGUCUCUGAGCUCAUUGCCGAGUUAACUGCAUCCGGUGCAGGUUUUGAAGAGCAAGAUGCUGGUUGGCUUGAUCUUUUCAGUAGACGCUAUUUCAAAGUUGUUAGUGUUGGUGCUGCCCUUUUCUUGUUCCAACAGCUGUCUGGAAUAAAUGCCGUUGUGUAUUAUUCUACUCCAAUUUUCCGCAAAGCAGGAGUUGCAUCUGAUGUGGCAGCAAGUGCUCUAGUUGGGGCUGCAAAUGUAUUUGGCACAAUGAUAGCAUCUUCUUUGAUGGAUAAAAAAGGAAGGAAAAGUCUUCUUAUCACAAGCUUUACUGGAAUGGCUGCUUCGAUGUUACUGCUAUCUUUGUCUUUCGCAUGGGAGGUUUUGUCACCGUAUUCUGGACCCCUUGCUGUCAUCGGGACUGUAUUGUAUGUGCUUUCCUUUUCCCUUGGUGUGGGUCCAGUCCCUGCUCUUUUACUACCAGAGAUCUUUGCGUCUAGAAUCAGAGCAAAAGCAGUUGCUUUGUCACUUGGUGUGCAUUGGAUAUCAAACUUCUUUAUCGGGCUGUGUUUCUUGAGUGUCGUGACUAAAUUUGGCAUUAGCAUGGUGUACCUUGGAUUUGCCUCCAACUGUCUUUUUGCUGUUAUGUACAUUGCUGGUAACGUAGUGGAAACAAAGGGGCGAUCAUUAGAGGACAUUGAAUGUGAACUUAGCCCACCCAUCUGAUGGAUACAUAUUCUAAUCUUGCAAGUGAAUAACUAAGUAGGAAGCUUUUGCAGUUCAUUGUUCAUAUGAUCUUGAUGCCGUUUGUUUGUUCGUGGUCAGAACAUGCAGAUAAGGCAGUAUUUUCGUACAAGUGGGUUGUGAUACUGUGUAACGAUAUAGAAUAUGCUAAUAUGUACAUAAACUUUUUGAGUUUUGGUAGAGCUUGAACGUGUUUGUGUUAGGAAACUUAACAGAACUGGGGAUUAAAAACCUGUAACCACUCCCUCUGCUGUUUAUCAGCUAUCUAAGUUUUUGUUUCUUUA
This is a messenger RNA of Erigeron canadensis, 1956 nucleotides long. RefSeq names its product plastidic glucose transporter 4-like. Gene Ontology annotation, cellular component: membrane. Gene Ontology annotation, molecular function: carbohydrate:proton symporter activity. NCBI's taxonomy places the organism in Eukaryota, Viridiplantae, Streptophyta, Magnoliopsida, Asterales, Asteraceae. The record is from RefSeq and is a predicted model, not a curated record. Gene Ontology annotation, biological process: carbohydrate transport; transmembrane transport. The transcript has 13 exons. The coding region runs from base 215 to 1654 and encodes 479 amino acids.